Messenger RNA from Anopheles marshallii, 2292 nucleotides. Its product is annotated as transcriptional repressor CTCFL-like. Lineage: Eukaryota; Metazoa; Arthropoda; Insecta; Diptera; Culicidae. Gene Ontology annotation, cellular component: nucleus. The record is from RefSeq and is a predicted model, not a curated record.
AUGGCCUGUCAACUGUUGGGGACAGCAAAACCAGAAUUUGUUUUCGCGAGAGAUAAAGUAAAUUCAUUACAAAGCGACAAAAUGAGUGCAAAACGCAUCAAACAGGAAUCGAACCCCAAGAAAAGGUCAGCCCAGGAACCGAUGCAGUUGCUGCUGAAGGAGGCUAAGCAAGAGAAGCUGGAUAUCGACGAGAUGGAACUUAUGACCGCGGGGCUGGAAGACGAUGACGAAGGUGGAUGCUACUUUGUAGACCAGAAGGGGAACUACUACUUCCAAGCCAGCGAAGAUGCGGAAUUAAGAGCGGUGGAAAACGGACCGUCCGAGUUUGACCAGAUUAAUGGCGAGCAGGACAAGACUGAGGAGGAAGUCAGCUACGUGCUAAUAAUGAACGAUGGUGACAACAAAUCCACGAUUGUAGUAAACAAUGCCGAUGAGACGAGCCUGGAGGAUGGGAAGGACAACGAGAUUUACGAUUUUGAAGAUCCAGACUACAUCGUGCCGGAUCAGGAAACGGGCAAAAAGAACACUGCACGUGGCAAGCGUGGCCAAUCGAGCACGGGUUCGAUGUACAUGUGCAACUACUGUAACUACACCAGUAACAAGCUGUUCCUGCUGUCUCGGCAUCUAAAAACUCACUCCGAUGAUCGGCCACACAAGUGUGUGGUGUGUGAGCGAGGAUUCAAAACGCUGGCUUCUCUGCAGAACCACGUUAACACGCACACGGGCACCAAGCCGCAUCGGUGCAAACAUUGCGACAACUGUUUCACGACUUCGGGCGAACUUAUCCGGCACAUCCGCUAUCGUCAUACACACGAGCGGCCACACAAAUGUACGGAGUGUGACUACGCCAGUGUGGAGCUCAGCAAGCUGAAGCGUCACAUCCGCACGCAUACCGGCGAAAAACCGUUCCAGUGUCCGCACUGUACGUACGCGUCCCCAGACAAGUUUAAGCUGACGCGGCACAUGCGAAUCCACACCGGUGAGAAGCCUUACUCCUGUGACGUUUGUUUUGCACGGUUCACGCAGUCCAAUUCACUGAAGGCGCACAAAAUGAUACACCAAGUUGGCAACAAGCCAGUUUUCCAAUGCAAACUAUGCCCGACGACCUGCGGCCGCAAGACGGAUCUACGCAUUCAUGUGCAGAAUUUACACACCGCCGACAAACCGAUCAAGUGUAAGCGCUGUGACAACACGUUCCCCGAUCGGUAUAGCUACAAAAUACAUGCGAAAACGCACGAAGGUGAAAAGUGUUAUCGGUGCGACUACUGCCCGUACGCCUCGAUAUCGAUGCGCCAUCUGGAAUCGCAUCUGUUGCUGCACACGGAUCAAAAACCGUACAAGUGUGAUCAAUGUGCGCAAACGUUCCGGCAGAAGCAGCUGCUGAAACGACACAUCAACUACUAUCACAACCCGGACUACGUUGCACCGACACCGAAGGCGAAGACGCAUUCGUGUCCUAGCUGUGAUCGAUCGUUCCGGCACAAGGGUAAUCUCAUCCGCCACAUGGCACUGCACGAUCCCGAUUCUACGAUGAGCAAGGAGCUCGAAGCGUUGCGAGAAGGGCGUCAGAAGAAGGUGCAGAUCUCGUUCGAGGAUGACAUGUACAAGGGUGAAGAAGAUUACGAAGGCGAAGAAGAUGAAGACGAGGAAGAAGAAGAAGAUGAGGAGGAGGAUGAAGAGGAAGAGGAGGACGAUGAGGAAGAAUCUUCCAACCCGAUACAAACGAGUGAUGUCGUGACGGUCGAAGAUGAUGAUGGUCAGUACGUGGUGCUGGAAGUGAUACAGCUGCAGGAUAAGGAUAAUAAGGCUGCUGAUAAGACUCAAAAGAAGCGGACAGGUGUCAAACGUAAGGCAACGGUUUUAGCGCAAACAAGUUCCAAACCGACGACGUCAACUUCUGCUGUUGCUGCAACAUCAUCCCGUGUGACGAGGAGCGUGAAGAAAGAGCCAGCAGAAAUCAUCACGCAACCGUCGGAUCCUACGCUCAACAUGGAUGGCAUUAAUCUGGUGCUGGUGGAUGGUGGCGAAGGUGGGGACGGUGUUGACGAAGCGCAUGAGAUUGUGAUCGAGCAAGAUAGUGCGGGCGGUUCGGGCGAUGAGUUUCUCCUUUCGACAGAAGAUCUGCAGGAUACGGAAAUGCUGAUGUCUUCGUUGCAAAAUGCAAAACGAUCACGCUACGACGUUACCAUAAGCCAGGAAGAGUUGGAGAAGAACAUGAGCAACUGUUUCGGAUUCGAUGAAGAAGACGAUGAUGAUUUGGACACCAAAGCAACAAUAACGCUGCUAAACUAA